UAAACAAAGCAAAAAAAUAUUCUGAGAUUCUGUGCACUUUUGCAUAAAAUGGUCAGAAGUGAUAAAAACCCCUGAAUGUAGAACAUAUGUUGCUAGCAUUAGCUCACUAAAUUACAAAAUUAUUAUGAUCCCAGCAAGCGAUGUCAGCUAUUGGCUAAUGUCACCAGAAAAUUUUCCCCUUUCGGAAGCCUUUUGUUUCAUCCGACGAAACCUCAAAAACACCCCGCAUCACCAUGAUCGACAAAUUUAAGUUCGGUUCUGGUUUGAUCCGUUACAUCAAAGGUACUCCUAUUGCUUCACCGAAACCGAAGUUUAAAUACAUUCGCCCGACAACGACACCGGCAGCGACACCUCAAGAGCUAACUGCAGUAGCCAAAGAUUACUACAGCAUUCUUGGUGUUCGAAGAUCGGCCAGUUUCCGGGAUAUCAAACAGGCUUAUUAUACGCUUGCAAAGGAGUUCCAUCCAGAUCUUCAACGUUCCGGCAUGGAAAACCUGCCUGACGAAGCUAAGUUCAAAGAGAUUACCGAGGCAUACGAGGCAUUGAUGAGUGAACAAAAAAAGGGCGAUAGCGUUAUUUCCCUGAACCCAGAACUGUACAAGAACGUGGGCACCGACCGACGUCGAAGUAUCGCCUCCGCGUGGAACACAGUUAACGAACUGAACUACGAAGACGUAAUUCUUAGUAUUUCAUUUAAGGAGGCAGCCGAAGGUAGUCGGCGUGAGAUAAAGCUUCCUAUCGGAACCAAAUGUGAAAAGUGUUCUGCGUGGGGUACUUUUCCUCCGAUGGACAGUGAAGGAUCGUGCAAUAUUUGUCAGGGCACAGGGAAACAAACACUUCAAACUGAAAGUGGAACACUCUGGAUGACAUGUAAAUUUUGCAAAGGAUCAAGGGUUACACCACAAAAAAGUAUUUGUCCGAAGUGUCAUGGCAAAGGAAUCAUAUUAAAACCGCAUCCUUUAAUGAUACACAUACCAAAAGGAUCUAAACACCGAGACAUAAUCAAGGCAAGGAUUCCCGGUAAUCAACGGUCUAUAAACAUUAUUUUGAACAUUCAGGAUGUUGACCGUUUCCAGCGGAAUGGUCUCAACAUACAUACAACGGAAGAAGUAACCUUAACACAGGCAAUACUCGGUGCCAACAUUCCAAUAAAAGGUAUCAAUGGAGUGUUCAAUGUGCACAUACCGCCUGGGACACAGCCAGACGCUGAGAUUCGCGUUCCCGGCAAAGGAGUGUGGGAUGCUUCGACACAAGAAUUCGGACAACAUAUUGUCAAGGUUAAAAUUCGUAUCCCAACCCAAAUUACAAGCCGCCAACGACACUUGUUGAAAGAGUUGGAAGUAUCUAUGCAGGAAAAUAGUUCCAACAAAGUGGACUCACCGUUUUCACGUUGAUCCCCCAUUGGCAAUCAGACCAACGUUCUUUCCAGGCUCGCAUUAAUAGCAGCUUGAGCAGCGUAGUUUUGCUGGUAGUUUUUUGGUUGUCCAUGAUCAUGUCGUUGUCAGUACUGUGGACAGACGGAACUAAUAAAUGCAUAUUGGUGAUAAAUUCCAGUA
Malaya genurostris is the source of this 1556-nucleotide messenger RNA. Its product is annotated as dnaJ homolog subfamily A member 3, mitochondrial-like. The transcript is spliced from 2 exons. NCBI's taxonomy places the organism in Eukaryota, Metazoa, Arthropoda, Insecta, Diptera, Culicidae. Gene Ontology annotation, biological process: mitochondrion organization; negative regulation of apoptotic process; protein folding. The record is from RefSeq and is a predicted model, not a curated record. Bases 234 to 1394 code for a protein of 386 amino acids. Gene Ontology annotation, cellular component: mitochondrion. Gene Ontology annotation, molecular function: heat shock protein binding.